AUGGAUUUCAAGGUGCUUAAAUGGCAGAUCCUUCGUGGGUCAAUAAUGAGGCGCUUGAUUCUGAAAUUGUUCUUGUUUGGCUUGGCCAUGGCUAUAUUUCCCUUCUUGGAAAUUGCCCAUGAUGUUCGGACAUUGGAGCCUCUCUCUAUGGAUUUCGAUGAAUGCCCUCUGAAUUUUGGGUCCAAUGCAUGCGUCAAUCUCUCCUGGGUUGUAAAACCCCUAGCUGCCUUUGGAAUUCCGCUUGAUAGGUCGUCAAUCUUGACACCUUGCAAGGAAACUGGGAAUUUGACCAUUAAUGUGUUCAAAGAGCUUGUGGAGAAUAAUCUGUUAGAGACUAGUGCAAGAGCUCUUUGUGUCGGGGAGGGAUCUUCCAAGGCAGUCACGGCAUUGCGGGAAUUCGGAUUCUCCAACGCCCUUGGUAUUGAUACCCACCCCUUUUUCUCUCUGUCACGGAAACGUUUUGUGUACGAGCUCGGAUUCAAGGAUAAUUAUUUCGAUUUUGUCUUCUCUAAAGCUCUUGAUAGAGUUUCCGUGCCCGCUCUUCUCGUGCAUGAGAUUGAGCGUGUUUUGAGGCCUGGGGGCACUGGCGCAAUGAUUGUAGGUACCAGCAAUUUCUAUUCUGGUGGCUUGGUUAGGGCUGCCACCCCGGUUUCAUCAUUCCUGAGAAGUUCUAAUAUUGUGCAUGUAUGCGGUAUUGGCUCUUUCACGCUGGUUACUUUCGAGAAAAAACUUGAUCAAGUUGCUUUGUUAGAGCAUUACCGGCUUCCUAGUGAGUGCCAGUCAGUCACAAACAAUAAGCCUUUUAUAAAGCACUUGGAACCUCUGGAAGAGUAUAAUUCAGGACCACUUGGAACGAAAAUUUCAUAUCUACCCAAACUCGUGAACAUUUCCUCAAGGAACAGGUUGAUCUACAUUAACAUAGGUGCAGGGGAAGUCAUGAACUCCACCAUUUCAGAACUGUUCAAGCCCUAUUAUCCCAUUGACCCUCGAACUUUCAAUGUCUAUCUCAUUGAUGGCGAUGCUUCUGCCCUCUCAUUUUACGUGAAAAACCCUGGUGUCUCUUUUGUUUAUUAUCCAGGCCUUGCUGGAGAAAAUUAUAUGAGCAGUCUCAGUUCUGAUGAGUAUUUGAGUGCACCAUUCGAUGAAGAAGAAUUUGAUUUUAUUGGUUGGUUCGAAAGAACAGUUUCUGUUGGAGACUUUGUUGUUAUUAUGAUGAACGCAAGAACGAUGGAGCUUAAAAUUCUGUUUGAAUUAUUUGAAAGUGGAGCAAUAUGCCAUGUUGACGAAAUCUUCCUUCGCUGUUCAGACAACGUAGACUGCAAAAGUUCUGCCUGUGGUGAUUGCAUGAGCCUCUUCAAGGGUCUAAGGAACAGCGGGAUCUUUGUCCAUCGCUGGUUGGAGAACUGA
Diospyros lotus (date-plum) is the source of this 1407-nucleotide messenger RNA. RefSeq lists its product as uncharacterized. Bases 1 to 1407 code for a protein of 468 amino acids. NCBI's taxonomy places the organism in Eukaryota, Viridiplantae, Streptophyta, Magnoliopsida, Ericales, Ebenaceae. Gene Ontology annotation, molecular function: S-adenosylmethionine-dependent methyltransferase activity. The transcript has a single exon. The record is from RefSeq and is a predicted model, not a curated record.